This is a messenger RNA of Arctia plantaginis, 954 nucleotides long. The record is from the annotation of a GenBank genome assembly. Lineage: Eukaryota; Metazoa; Arthropoda; Insecta; Lepidoptera; Erebidae.
AUGUCUCUUAAUACGGCUCAUGCCGAUCAUGGAGUAUUAAUAUAUACAGGAGAGUGUAUUAUAUUAUUUUCGGACAAUGUCACAGUUGAAUUUUAUGGAAAUGACACACCGGAGUUCAAGGGCCCAAAAAAUGGGCGAAUGUACCUCACCACUCAUCGUAUGAUUUACAAUUCAAAGAAUUCGUCUGACACACUAAGGUCCUUCAGUUUCCCGUUUAUUGCUCUGGGAGAUGUUACUGUUGAACAGCCAAUGUUCUCUGCUAAUUUUAUACGAGGAAAGGUGACCGCACAGCCUAACGGUAACUUCAUGGGCGAAGUAAAGUUUAAGCUGGUAUUUAAAUCUGGUGGAGCUAUUGAAUAUGGACAAGCAAUGCUGAAGGCCGCACACCUUGCUUCUCGUAAUUUAUCACCCGGUGCUGCUCCACCGCCGUACACGCCGCCGACCGGACCAUGGUACGCUGCGCCACCACCAGCUUACGCGCCGCCAGCUCAGGGUUAUUAUGGAUGGGUACCUCCUUAUACAACUUUCCCAGACCAACCUCCGCCGAACUCAGUAUUCAUGUCGAACGAACCUCCGCCGUAUCCAGGUGUGACGGGAGUAGUGUAUCCGCCAGGCGGAGGUUUUUCCGGAGCACCCGCACCUUCCAGCGCUACAGGUGCGGGCUUCCCUUCAGCACCGCCUGGAUACCCUGGAGCCCCAGCUGGUUACCCCGGAGCUCCAGCCGGAUACCCUGGAGCCCCGGCUGGUUACCCUGGUGCUCCGGCUGGAUACCCUGGAGCCCCGGCCGGCUUUAACGGAGCCCCGACUACUAUGUCCUCUAGUGAUGCGAAAGCUGCGGAAGCGGCACAAAGCGCUUAUUAUGAUCCCAAUAGGCCCCAGACGGCUUACGUGCCGCCUCCAUACAAUGAUCAACCGCCGACUUAUCAGGAAUCUGUGUCAAAGAAGCAAAAUUAA